CUGGCGAGACCAGCUGACCCUGAAUCCCCACUGGAUGACCAACAGGAUCUGUGCUCACAGCAGCCACAACACAGAGACUGGGAAACAUGGUUCCAAGACAGCGGGAUUUCCGGCUCUGUCUCUUUCUGCUGCUGGGGCUCUUGGGGAUGGUAAUCUCCUUCCAUGGAGCACCCAGUAAUUACACCCCGGCUCAGUGGUUUGAAUUUCAGCACAUAAAUAUGAGCAGCAAUCGUUGCACCAUCGCAAUGCAGGCAAUUAACUUUUAUUAUCUUCCUGCUAAAGGGAACUGCAAACCAAAAAAUACUUUCCUCCAUACAACUUUAGCUGCUGUAGCUCAUGUUUGUACCACCCAAAACGUAACCUGCCCUACAACCCACGCUACAAAUUGUCAUAAUAGCUCAAUUCCAGUGGCUGUAACCAACUGCGACAUCACGAGGUACUCACCAAGUUAUAUGAACUGCAGCUACCAUCCAAGCAGCGCACAGAAGAUCUACAUUGUUGCCUGUGACUGCAGAACUAAUAAAGACAAUCCUAGAUACACGCAGGUUCCAGUUCACUUGGAUUGGCUCAUCUAAACUCUGGGUCAGCACUUUGUGCCAAGCCCCACAGCCACAGCCAAGGUCACAUCCCACCAUAUGCCCUGGAUAGCAGCAUCAGUCCUCAUCUCCAGCCUCCCAAACCCCCUUUAAGCCUUGCUUAGCUGAAGCUCCUGUUCUCCUACAAUAAACUUCUUUGCA
This is a messenger RNA of Hipposideros armiger (great roundleaf bat), 737 nucleotides long. Its product is annotated as non-secretory ribonuclease-like. Gene Ontology annotation, biological process: innate immune response in mucosa; chemotaxis; defense response to Gram-positive bacterium. The record is from RefSeq and is a predicted model, not a curated record. Lineage: Eukaryota; Metazoa; Chordata; Mammalia; Chiroptera; Hipposideridae. Gene Ontology annotation, molecular function: nucleic acid binding; RNA nuclease activity. The transcript is spliced from 2 exons. The coding region runs from base 87 to 575 and encodes 162 amino acids.